Tyto alba (common barn owl) is the source of this 2624-nucleotide messenger RNA. RefSeq lists its product as uncharacterized. The coding region runs from base 134 to 2599 and encodes 821 amino acids. Lineage: Eukaryota; Metazoa; Chordata; Aves; Strigiformes; Tytonidae. The record is from RefSeq and is a predicted model, not a curated record. The transcript has 5 exons.
CUUUUUGGUGUUUACAAUAGCUGGACAGGACGUUCUAGAAGGAAACUGAAGAGGGCUCCAGCGUUCCUGAAAGCUUUCUGAAACUCUAGGCUGAACUAUGUGCUAGUUAACAGUGUUUAAAAAAAAAAAAAAAAUGAAUGCUGCUCCAACUUCAGAAAGUGGAUCAUAUUCCACAAACCACACAAGACCCUUCUUUUAUGCACAGCCAACAGUACAACAGCCUUUUCCAAAUCCAUGGUACCUCAGUCAUGCAUACAGUCCAUACUGUGUGCCUGCUCCAGGCUUCCGAAGUGGAAAUCCAUAUUUUCCAUUUUAUUCUGUUGCGCUCCAUGAGUACCCUGGAUUUUUUGUUCCACAGCAUCCAAUGCAUGCAAGAGUUAACAGAAGGCCUUAUUUUAAUGUUCCUUCACCUUCCCCUAUGUUUUAUCAUGCAACAAGAUUCAGACACUAUAGUGCUUCUGGGAAAAAAAUGGAAACAAAAGAAACACAGACUGAUCCUAGACAGCCGGAAAACAAACAAAAAAAGCAUCAAGAUAUCCAUGCAGAAACGAAAGGUUGUGAUGCAGGAAGCGUGGCCUGUGUUUCUUCUGGUGUAAGUCCAGAGACUGAAAGUACUUCAGAAAAACAAGAUUCAUCUGGAUCUUCCAUUGCGGUAGACAGACAGUUUCUGAACAAGAGCUCUUCCAGUUCUACACAGCAUAGAAAUCUUCCUACCGGAAGCUAUGCCUUUGAGAAGGAAGAAGUGAGGAUAGAAUAUGGAAACGGCUCUCCAGCCAUUCAGCUGUGGAAGUCCUUUAAAGAAACGAUCCCUUUCUAUGAUGUGGCAAGUGGUAAACCAGUCCCAGAGAAUAUAGUGCAGCGUGACUUAUUUUCUGUAAGUUCAUGUGAAGGAAUGAUAUAUGGCCCUCACGAAGGGGAGAAAAUGGUGCCAGGAGCUUCCUUAGAUGAGAGAAAAGCUGUUCUCACCUCAAAACAGAGUGUUGAAAUUGUGCAAGAAAAAGAGGUUCAAAAUAAUGAAGUGAAGCUGGAUGACGAAAAGCGGGCAAAAUCCCCCCCAGGUGAAGCCACGGCAGUGCAGAUCACAGACUUGGCAAGAUCUGUUAGCAUAGAUCAACCAGUGGUAAAGCAGGAUGUGGUAGUAGCUAAAAAAUCUAGCUCUAAAAAAUUUAUGGGGUCAAAAACUUCUCAAGAAAAGCCCAGCUUUAUUCAGCAAGCAGGACUACUUCCAUCUAGUAUGGAGGUAAUGAGUGACUUGAGUUUUCAGCAGAAAAAGCUGAAUCUAAGCCAUAGUACAACCCAUGAAAGUCAAACGGAUAAAAGUAUUUGGUGUGACGAAUCAAUUGAGAAGUACGUUCCCUCUAACAGUUGGCUGGCUUGUUUGGACAGUAUGGACAUAAACUAUAACUACGACCUUUGUUUGCCACAAAGGAAACGUCAGAGUGUGCUCAGUCUUUCUUCUGAUGACAUGUCCUCUAGAGAGGAAGGCUCAUCAAUUGAUAAUGCCCCAGUGUCUUAUUUUGUCCCUGACUGUGUGCUUCAGCAAAACCCAUAUACUUUCCAAAAAAGUACGGAGGGCUUAGAGAAAGAGAAAAUUAGAAGUGGUGGGUCCCUUAAUGAAGAGGAAGUGGUAGGAAGGGAGCAGAUGAACAGCUUGAAUGACCACGAUGUCAAAAACUCUUCAGCCAUGAAGAUUAAAGAGGCUUCCAGUAAAGGUAGAAAGCUGGGCGCCCUUCCUAGAUCUUCUAGUCAGAAAAGUAUCAAUUCUCCCAAGAAGAAAGUAGCUAAGAGUUUGUCAGAAGUUGAGGACUCUGAAGAAUAUUCUGUGAGGGGAGAAGGGGAGGAUGAAGAUGGAGAGGAUGAGGAGGAGGAUGAUGAUGAUGACAUGGAUGAAAUUGAAUAUUUCUUUCAAGAAGCCACUCCAUAUGGUAUCUUGAUGCCUAGUAAAGGAAAUUUUUACCAAGUUGGCCAGAGGGUGCUUUGGAAACCACCUAAAAAUGCUAUACCAGCUCAAUUAAUUAGCUGGCCUGCUCAAGAGAAAAUAAAAACUAGAGUUGGGCUUGGUGAAAACAUAGGUGUAGUUUACAGGUCAAAGGAGAAGGAACAAGAUGAAGUUGUAUACAGUGACUAUGGGUAUCAUAGAAGAAAGAGGCCUACGGCAAGAAGAGAAGGACUUGGACACCAGCGGACACUACAGAAAUUACUGGGAGGAAGGCUGUUAAGGGAGAACAUGGGGAUAUCACCUGAAGAGUAUUGGAUUAGAAGUGGUGCUAAACCCAAAUUUACCAGCCAAGUACGUGGUAGUCUCUCACCUCCAGCCAGGAGCAAAGAACAAGACUGCCCACCUCUAGUUAAACCAAAGAAGAAAAGAAUAGGCAAGCCACCUUCAAAACGCAGAGACACAAGAUGUGAGGUGGAAGAAGUGUGGGAGAUGCCCAAAAGCAGUGUACGCAAAGGUUGGUAUAUGGUGACAAGCUACAAAAAUGACAGUUACAAGCAUUUUUUCAUUACUGUCUCAGGGAAUGAUGGUUCUUGGUUUGAACUGGAAGCAUAUUGGAUAGCUUGUGAAAUAAUAGCAAAUGUUAUGUAUGCAAACAAGUGAGAGAAAACAAGCUAAACUUUGAAUG